CAUCCACCUGGCGCGUUAGAGCGCACAUUGGCCUAAAACGAAAGCCAAACGGUGAUGUCUUGCAAAAAGAAAAGAGGAAUUCUUUUAAUUUUAUUGUUGGGUAUUAGUUAUUUUUAUACAUUCCAACGUUGCUGUGCAGUAAGUUUAGGUCAAAGGAAAGAUGCUUCAAGCGCCCAGAGAGCUCAAAAGUCGACCAGAAGGACAGAACAAGACAUCCACCGACAGCUGGGGCCGCUUCCGGCGGGCGGGCCGGUUACCGGACGACCCACGCGGCGUGAACCCAGACGAAUAGGCCACCCUGAGCUCCACCAGGCCCUCGCUGCCCCACCGAGGAAACCAAUUCACGCAGACGGGCCGGAAGUCGUUGAAUCUGAUGUCGGGCUGAACGGCUCGUCGUGGACCCUCGGUGAAGUCCUAACGGAGCGGAAGCCCCCACCGGCGCACCCGGAAGACGGAUAUCAAGCAGAUUUUACAGGUUUUUCUGAAAUCCAAGGGGAGGUUUUGGGCCUUUCCUCUGACUCCAGUCCACAUUUCUCUGAGUGGGAGGCCAUGAAGCCUGAGGUGGAGUGUGAUGACACCUUCAUGAUCUUCUCUGCCUCUGGUCAUGGAUUACUGCACUUGCUAGUGGACAGAAACGAAGCCACGCCCAUUUCCAUCUUUCAGUUGCCGGCUGACUGUGGUUACUCCGUCAGAACUUCGUGGCGUGAUCUGGAGAUGAUGGUGCCGUAUGAUGGAUGUUAUGUCAUUCAGGAGAAUGGCAGUUAUGUGCUGCCCAUGCAGUGGUUGAGCACCUCACUGAAGCUGUCGUGUCCAGUGAAGAUGUCCACAGCCGCCCCCAUGGUCUCCCUGUUCACCCCCUCGGUUUUCUGCUCCGCUUUUGGCAUGGCGGUACAGAUUCCUUGGCAGGAGCGUGAUCAGCCAGCGCUCGGUGUCGUAGUCGAUGGCGCUUGGGGCCCCUUUGUGUCAGACCUUUGUGCCUUUGAAGUUGACUCCCAACCUCAGGAGCUCACAUUCCUCAUCUCCCAAAGAGCGCCAUGUAUCACAGCUGACGACAGUCUGCGUCUGCAGCUGACGUUGGACGAUGAAGAAUACGUUCUUUCCUGCCCGGUCGGUCCUGAUUUUCCAUACUCCCCUUCUCCCCCUCCUCAGUUUCCAUUCAGCCCAGACUCCGUCAUUCCAGUUUCUACUUCCUCCCUUGCACCCACUUCUCUAACACCAAACCAGGCCCCGUCUGUCCAACUUUCUAACAACCAGCAGUCCUACUACCUCUAUGCUGGCCCCCAGAACCAUCAAUUACCCCAGGACUAUGCCUCUGGCCCCCAGUCUGUCAAUGCACACAACCCCAGAGUCGAUGGUCCUACUGGCCCCCAGCAGAAGUUGCAGUCUCCCUAUUUUGACAAGCAGCUGUUCUAUCCGCAUCCGUUUUUGUUGCAGGGUCCCAUUACCCAUCAAAUGUCUCCGGUUCCGGUAGGCCAGCAUCCCUACCCCUUUGUUUUCUAUCAUCCUGAUCCAUCAUUCUAUCAAUUGACCUCAGAUCCAGCAGGAGAGGCUCUCAAACCUCAAGUUUCUCAUCCUGAUGCAAAUCCACAGACUUAUCAUCCCGCAAUCACUGCGGCACCGGCGACCCAAGCCCCAGCUUUGUACCAUCCGCCCCCCUCUGGACCAAAGCAGUCUUUGGGUUCUAAACCUCAAACGAACAUAUUUUAUCCACAAGCUUCCUACUAUUCCCACCGGUCAGUUUCCCACACCGCUGCCCGUGUUGCCGCUUCACCCAACAGCCCAACAGCCAGCCCCUCCGACAGCGUCAGGUAUCCCCCCGCUCAGCUCUAUGCCCACAGUCCUUUCCACCCACACGCUCAUCAAUCCCCUGCUGGAGAAAGCCCUCAGAACCCAGCAGCUCCACGGAGGAUGUGCUUGUCCUCCAGUGAUCCUUCCUGCAGCUACCACUCCUAUCCUUAUUCCUCUCACCCCUUCUACCCACAACAGCCAUAUUCCUCUUCAUCCCACUAUCCUCAGACCCCUGUGGCAAAUCCUUCCACACCCCCAGCUCAGAACCGUCUACAGACCCCCCACCUGCAGUGUCUGACGGGCAGGAUGUUCGUCUUCCUGCCUUACGCUGACCCGCGAUCCAUCCACAUCUUAGAGCAUCAGAGGACAUGGAAGCUCCUGUCAGACAUGCCGUCUCACUGUGGGUUUGUGCUGCAGCAGAUCAGGGAUCACGGGGUUCUGCUCCACUCUCCUCUGCCUGCCUGUCACAGCUACUUCAGAACUCCCACCACCAUUUCUCUACCUGUACGUUUCUGGGAUGGUUCUGUUGGACAGAACAGGACCAUGGACCUCGAGUGUCCAUAUCAGAAGCCUUCUGAAAGUCCUGCGCCAGUUUCUUCUUCUGUCCCUGCUCCACACCAACCCACCAAGGACGAGGGCAGUCAGUCUGGAUUUGGGAAAUCAGAAGUCUUCUGUUCCUCCCAACAGAUGAAUAUAGCGCUCCCUGCUGGCCCCAUUUCAGAAAUAAUUGUUAAAGACGCCAGAGGAAAUCGGAUCACUCUCAAUGACCAAAAGGACUGUGGUUAUUAUAUAAACAAGGGCAAAGAUGGCAAAACCCAUCUGAUUUAUCAGUUACAUUCACAUUGUCAUCAGAGUGUGGAGGGUGAAAUGCAUGUCAUUAGUGUCAUCUACAUCACCGAAAAUGGACAAAAGGAGGCUCAGUUUUCCUGUCCGGUUGUGAUCCCGAGGUCCGGACAGGAGUGCAACCUUCACAGCGAAUACCGUCUCCCCUGUGGGUCUGGCUCCAUAACCCAGACACAGUGCCUCUCCAUGGGCUGCUGCUUCAACAAGCACCCCUUUGAGUGCUAUUACCCCAUGGAAGAGUGCACUAUUGACCGUCGCAUGGUCUUCUCUGUGCCCGCCUCCAUCACGGACCCCCCUCUGUCUCCUGCUCUGCUGGUCGCUGCCAACAACUCCACCUGCAAACCUCAGAAAGUGACCUCUGAGUACGCCCUGUUCAAUAUCCCCAUGGACGGCUGUGGGAUGCGCCGGAUGAUGGUGGGGAAAACACUGGUCUACAUGCUGGAGAUCACCAACAUGAUACAAGCAGUCAGCCUCAACUAUGGUACCAUCACGAGGGAGUCUCCCAUCAGGCUGUUCGUGGAGUGCAGGUACUCACCCGGAACAGUUCUUUCUGUGAGCUACGUGGUGAAAACGCCCUCUUUUGGCCCUGACGUUCAUACCCAGGGGGUGUUUGGAGUCCAGCUCAGGAUAUCUAAAGAUGCUCAGUACACGAGCUACCACCCACAGUAUCACCAGCCCCUGCGCAUGUUGCUGGGGAAACCUCUCCAUUUGGAAGUGCGGCUCCUCAACUCCCCAGAUCCCAGUUUGGUGCUGCUGGUGCACUUCUGCGUGGCCUACCCCCGCUCUGGAAAAGCUGUGUGGGUGCUGCUCUACAAUGGAUGUCCCAAUCCCUUGGACCCAUCCCCAUCAAAGACGGUCCUGUCUGGCCCUAAACCACCAACUCCUCAGAGUCAGACCCGUCGCUUCACCAUCACCACCUUCCAGUUCCUCCCUGCUGCCGAUUACAAGGACAUGGAUGAGGAGAUCUACUUCAUGUGUUCGACUGAAAUCUGCUCUCCGCAUGAAGGCCCCUGUGUUGAAGGAUGCUUUGGACGUUGAUGGUACAGAUCUAGACGGAAUACCGAUCAUAAACAGCCUGAGACUCGGUGGUAGCUCCACUUCCAUCUGACAGCAGGACCAUAUUUAAAUGAUGAUGUCUGAAUAAUUGACAUGGAGCAACUUCCUGUUUUUUAGACUUCAGUUGGAAUAUUGAGGUUAGAAGUUGGUUAACAUAUGGUGGGUUAUCGAAUACUUGUAACAGAUAUUUCAAAUGUCUGUUAACAAAAGGAUCUAUUUUUUUUCUGGUGAUCAAUCCCUCCUAUAACCAUUAAUAAAAUCUCUUACAUUAACACUGA
Messenger RNA from Oryzias latipes (Japanese medaka), 3965 nucleotides. RefSeq lists its product as uncharacterized. Lineage: Eukaryota; Metazoa; Chordata; Actinopteri; Beloniformes; Adrianichthyidae. Gene Ontology annotation, cellular component: egg coat. Gene Ontology annotation, molecular function: structural constituent of egg coat; acrosin binding. Gene Ontology annotation, biological process: prevention of polyspermy; binding of sperm to zona pellucida. The record is from RefSeq and is a predicted model, not a curated record.